CUCGCCGCGAUGCCGGUGAAGAACCGGUACAACCUGGUGGACGAUGGCUGCGACUCGCGCGUCCCGCUGCACAACGAGGAAGCCUUCCAGCACGGCAUCCACUUCCAGGCCAAGCACCUCGUUCCAGUUGACCUGUUCGCUGCAUGGAAAGCUACACAGUAUAUCGGUAGCUUGGAUGUUCCAAGGCCCAACAGCCGUGUGGAGAUUGUGGCAGCCAUGAGGAGGAUUCGGUACGAGUUCAAAGCCAAGAACAUUAAGAAGAAGAAGGUGAACAUCAUCGUCUCUGUGGAUGGUGUGAAGGUGAUUCUGCGCAAGAAACAGAAGAGAAAGGAGUGGACCUGGGAUGAGAGUAAAAUGGUAGUGAUGCACGAUCCUGUGUACAGAAUCUUCUAUGUGUCUCAUGAUUCUCAAGAUUUGAAAAUUUUUAGCUACAUUGCGAGGGACGGUGCUAACAACUCCUUCAGGUGCAACGUCUUCAAAUCUAAAAAGAAGAGCCAGGCCAUGCGAGUGGUGCGCACGGUAGGGCAGGCCUUCGAGGUGUGCCACAAACUGAGCCUGCAGCACGCCCUGCAAAAUGCUGACGGCCAGGCAGACGGUGCCAGUGACAAGUCUGUGGAGGAGCAGCCACUAGAAGUUCACCAGAUGAAGGGCUCCAAGAUCACAGACGUGGAUGAGGUUGGCAUCGACACUGAUGGGAUCUGUGUGUCUGAGAGGGGACCUGGAGAGCUACCCACUGCCAGGGCUGAGCUCGGCAUGCUGAAGCCUGGACAGGUCUCGAAAGACAAGAGCUGCCAGGACUCCGAGAACUGCUCCCUCUACCCGUCCGGCUCCCAGCAACUGCUCAGCCCGAGCAGCCCCUGCUCCUCGGCCUCCAUCACCCCCCUCGCGUCUCAGCACUGCCUGCAGCUCCUCCAGCAGCAGCUCCUCCAGCAGCAGCAGCAGACGCAGGUGGCUGUGGCUCAGGUGCAGCUACUGAAGGAUCAGCUGGCGGCCGAGACGGCGGCGCGCAUCGAGGCGCAGGCACGGGUGCGGCAGCUGCUGCUGACCAACCGGGACCUGCUGCAGCACGUCUCCCUGCUGGUGAGGCAGCUCAAGGAGCUGGAGGUGAAGGCACAGCGCCGGCAGCCAGUCGACCGCUCCUUACAGAACCUGUCUCUGGCCCAGUCUCUGUCACUGAACCUGAAGAACCACUACAGCCUGGACAUCAACUUGCCAUCCACCUCCACCCCUGCCAGCAUCCUGGGCAGCCCUGUGGCCCCUGGCUCGCUCUCAGCCCUGGCCUUAGGGGAUUCCUACCUCAACCUCCUCAGCCUGGAGAGGGGCGGCCCCUGCUACGACGGCAAGGAGGGGGAUGAGUGCUUGGCUGUGCUGGAGGGGCAGGACGGGCUCAGCAGGCGCGUGGAGGGCUCCGAGGUCAGCGAGUUUGCUCUGCUCAACGGGAGCAGCCGGCAAAAGACAGACGACACUGACAGCAGGGUGGAUGAGGACAGGCGACAGCAGCCCAUUCCCAAGAUCAACCCCCCACCACCCAUCCUACGCAAAAGGUCAAGCAAGACCUCCCCAAGCCUGGAGGUGGAGGCCAAGCCUGAGACCACAACCCACAUGAGCCUUCCCAGCCCCAGCUUGUCCAGCCUCACCAACAUCACUGCCAGCUCUCUCACCCUCUUGGACCCUGAGGUGAGGACUCCCACCCAGAGCAUAGCCUCCAGCAUGGAGAUCGUCCCUGCUGGGACCUCCCAGCGCGCUCUCGGGAAGGACAGGACUGGCGAGAACGGACACCUGUCCCCCCUAUCCAGCAUCCAUGACACUGCAACGGGUGAGGCCCUGGGCAAGGACCUAGCCUCCCUGGCCAGCCCCAUGGACAACACACUGCCGUUUUCCCCAGUGGACAAUACCUGCUUGCACAUCAGCUUCUCGGAAGAUGAGCUGCUUGAACCAGAGCUAGAUGCUGCUCUGGGACCUAGCAGGGUCCCCACUUAGCUGGACCACUCCUCGGCAGCUGGCAGGCAGUCCCAGCAGCUCCAUCUGCCUUGCUCCACCAGCCUGCGUGGGUUAGGGGGCCCCUCUGUGCCUGGGCUGGGAAGCAAGUCUCUUCGCUGUCCCUUCUCCAUGCAGUAGCUCCCCUGGCGCAUGUGGGGCUGCCAGAGCACAACAUGACGUGACCUGUUCAGCCCCUGUCCUUGAGCUGCAGCAGCUCACGCUGCAUCAAGCCCCAGGGCUGCAAGGGGUCCUCAUUACCUUCCCUCUGCCCCAGCCCCUCUGUCCACUCUCGGGUCACACGCAGGUCGUUAAACAGUCCCUGCCUGGGGCACUCGCUCCGACUUGCUCUCCAGCAGAGGCAACCAUGCUUGGUCAUUGCUACAGCCCCUUUUGCUGCUGGGCUGCCGCAGACAGUCCCGCCACACCACAUCCGUCCCGCAGCAAAUGGUGCCUUGCCCAGCCCCGUGGCAGGGCCUGCAGCUGUCGCCGGCGGCGGAGUCCGGGAAGCAGAGGUGCCUGCAAGCCUCAGCGCUGCUGAUCGGCAGGGCCCCUGCGUGCAGGCACAGGAGGCACUGGUUUGGCUCGCGCCGAGGAGCUUCCUUUGCAGGUAGCGCUGGCCAGGGGCCGCCUCGCUGCUAAACCAAGGCAUAAACUCAUCCUGCAACACUGCCUCCCCCGGAGCAGAGCCUGAGCAGCCAAGAUAUCCCCGCGGCACGGUGCAACGGGAGCCCGGCUGCAGGGCUGAGCCCCAGGACAGUGCCCCGAGCGCGGCAGGAGCCCGGCUGUACAGAGCCCCCGGGGUACAACAGCGCUGCCGGGGAGGCCACUAAUUCGGGACAGCAUUUGCGCUCCAAGCCCGUCGCUGCAGCGCCGACCGCCGCGGUCCCGGGACCGGGCGGCCUCGGCCUCCGCGGGAGGCAGGAGCUGGGCCAUCGCCUCCUGUGCCACGCGGAGCAGCCUCCUGCUGCCGGCCGCAGUGCUGCGCUCUUGCUCGGAUUUUGCAGUAUUAUGGUAUGGUUCAGGUUUAUACUUCGAAGCGUGGGAGGUUUGAAGAAGGAAAGGUUUAAGGAAGAUACUGAGCCCUGGGCACGGCCUGCAGGUCCCGUUUCAGCCCCGGAGCGAAAGCAGGGCUCUGGGAAGGGCUCCCAGGGUGGCGUUUGCCAAAGGUGGGUUUGUGGAAGUGUCGGAGGGUUGAGGUGGGAAGGUGCUGGGCAGCGACGGAGAUGAAGAGCAGCGGCAAGUGAGCAACCGCCUCCCGCGGCGGGCGCGCCGGCCCGGUGAGCCGGAGCGGCCGGGCGGCGCGGGCGGCAGAGCGGAGCGGAGCUGAGCGGAGCUGCCAGCCGACGGCAGAGGGCCCUGGCGACCAGCAGACGCUGCGCUCUCCCGGCGCGGUGGCUCCGGAGCCGCGCGGGCCUCUGCAACCCCGCGGCUGGGCUGCGCGUUAGUCUGGUAGAAACAGAGCAGCCGGUGGUUAGAGAAGAAAAUACGCCGCAGUUUGGUAAGAGACUUUCAAAGAGAAAAUAAAUGUGUCAGACUUUGCA
This is a messenger RNA of Rhea pennata, 3521 nucleotides long. RefSeq names its product carboxyl-terminal PDZ ligand of neuronal nitric oxide synthase protein-like. The transcript is spliced from 12 exons. Gene Ontology annotation, molecular function: nitric-oxide synthase binding. The record is from RefSeq and is a predicted model, not a curated record. The coding region runs from base 10 to 1980 and encodes 656 amino acids. Lineage: Eukaryota; Metazoa; Chordata; Aves; Rheiformes; Rheidae.